CUAUAUUAGCAACGCAGAUGCAAACUCUGGAGUCGAAAAUAGGGACGUUGAAUGAUGGCACAGAAGGUUUGUAUGAUAUCCUUCAUAUAAGCAAUCUUGUCUCUGGAUGACGGUCCGGCUAAUAUAAUAUCUUACUUGCUUGGCAUCAGCGGUUGCGUGCGUUCUUGCGAAUUGGGACAAUGUCUUACGAGCCAUUAGUAUGGCGUCGUGUAAGUUUUGCUUCAUAUUCUUUCGCUAUACAAUUGUAUCAAAAACGAAACUUCUGGGGCAUUAUUCCUAACUAUCUCUUUCUGAAUACUUAGCAAAAGCCGUUGAUCUUAAAGAUUCAGCCGUUUCUUCUGAAGAUGUCGGUGACAAUCAAGCUGAGACUCCGCUACCGGCGACCCUUGUCCGAAUACCUGCGGAAUCACAAGAAAAGACAAGCGAAUGAAGCAAAAUAUGAGUCCCAAAGUCUGCAAGGCCUUCCCUUGGCCCUCCUUCCUUCUUUCUUCUUUUAGUGGUCUCUUGAGUGACUCAAUUACCUUUUCUCCUAUCCUAUACUACGCGUUGUCCGCGCUUCUUAUAGGUAGGCUUACUAGUGACUCGGGGCUAACGAGGGUGAUCCGUAACUCCAUGAAUGCCGUCUCGAGGGAUAUCUCAGAGAGGCUACGGACGACCUGAGUUCUGUAAGGCACUCUAAAAAAGGUUGCUUUCUGUCGAUAGCUCUCGCGUUUGCAAUCAAUAUAUGAUGUUCUUUGACGGACAAAAGAGGAAUGGAGGAACUGCAUUUGUCAGAUUGAGUUGCGUAUCCCUACGGGUAUUCGGUUAUUAUGUCGGGAGGGGGUGGAAUAACUAGCGACAGCUGCUUUAGUAAACGUCCUAUGGUUAGAGGGCGAUAUGCGAUUCAGUCUGAGCCCGGAUUGUACUCUGUACAAAUUACCCGGGUAUUGAUAGGAAGGAUCGGAUAUACGUACAAACAUGAAAUAUUAGCCAGUAAUCAUCUGAAAACAGUGAAUGAAGCUGAUGAUGUUAUCUUUUGCCAUCUCCACCAGCGUCAAGGUGGUUACCAUACUCAG
Aspergillus ruber CBS 135680 is the source of this 1055-nucleotide messenger RNA. RefSeq lists its product as uncharacterized. NCBI's taxonomy places the organism in Eukaryota, Fungi, Ascomycota, Eurotiomycetes, Eurotiales, Aspergillaceae. The coding region runs from base 439 to 660 and encodes 73 amino acids. The record is from RefSeq and is a predicted model, not a curated record. The transcript has a single exon.